Messenger RNA from Bradysia coprophila, 585 nucleotides. Its product is annotated as odorant receptor 94a-like. The record is from RefSeq and is a predicted model, not a curated record. Lineage: Eukaryota; Metazoa; Arthropoda; Insecta; Diptera; Sciaridae.
AUGAUCAAUGUAACAGGCGUCGCGGCGUACGUGAGUGCAUUGUACACUAUACCGAGACAACUACCAUUCCGUGCAUGGUAUCCGAUUGAUUGGCGACAUGACGAAAGGCGUUACUGGAUAGUUUACACUUAUCAAGUGGUGGGUAUGAUUAUGCAGGCAAAUUUAAACAUUUGCAUCGAGAUUUUUCCGGGUUAUCUGAUGUACAUGGCACGUGUGAAAAUGGAGGUUUUGAGUUUAAGAUUGGAACGGAACUACAGCGAUGUGAAGACAUCACCGCGAGAGAGUGUCACCGAAUUUUCGUUUUACUCAUUUUUUUUGGUGGCACUGGUCACUCAAAUAUUUCUGCCAUGUUUCCUGGGAAAUGAGAUUAUUUUCACCAGCAGUGGUCUACUCAAUUCAGCAUAUAAUUCAUCGUGGGAAAUCAUGGUCGGUGAUUACAGAAAGUUAUUGGUAAUCUUUAUGGAACGUCUGGAGCAGUCCAGUCGCAUUGUGGUCGGAAAAUUGUUUCCAUUAAGUCUGGACACCUUCACAUCGAUCAUUUACUUUGCGUAUCGUUUGUAUGCGGUGAUUAGCAAUACGAAAUGA